This is a messenger RNA of Eimeria mitis, 621 nucleotides long. RefSeq lists its product as uncharacterized. NCBI's taxonomy places the organism in Eukaryota, Apicomplexa, Conoidasida, Eucoccidiorida, Eimeriidae. The transcript has 5 exons. The coding region runs from base 1 to 621 and encodes 206 amino acids. The record is from RefSeq and is a predicted model, not a curated record.
AUGGCUUCCUUAUACAAGACGGCGGCAGUAGUGUGCGUCGUGGCGCUCAGUGGACUCAAAUCGGAGGCGCAGCCGGUUUCUGCAGCAUAUAAAUUUACGGUUGUGAAUGUAGAUGAAGACGCCUACGUGGCUGCAAACUUGGCUCGUAAUGGAAAACUUCCUGUUCACAUCAGCGGAGUCACGAAGGACAGCAGCCUUGUAUCUACAUUGACGGAAAACGUAACAAGCGCAACCGGAGAAGCUGACGCGCCUGAGACUCCCAACUACCGAAAAUUGCUGCAGGAGGCUCUUGAGAAGGGAUUGCAAGUCUUCAACACUCAAAUAGGCUGUGUCAUUGGAAAGUGCACCAAAGAACCAGUCGACGCUAAUGUCCUAGACAACGAUACUGGAACUACAACAGAAAAAGCUGCGCUUUUCUGUAAACUACAACCUGCAGCAACGGCUAACCAGGCCGCCUUUGAUGAGGAGUACUUCAACGGACUUAUUACACGGAAAACUGCUCUAGCAGAUAUGACAGAAGACGACCUGAAGGCUUCUGUUGGAAAUGGAGCAGCAGCAGCAGCCGUCCCUACGAUCUUAAUUGCCGGUUUGCUUGCCAUGUUCGCAGCUGUCUCUGCCUAA